GAAAAGAGUAAUAAUGAUGGCGAAGAUAGCUGAAGCAAAAGUGGUGACCACAGAUGUUUUCCAAAAAGGAAGUAUCCAAUGGAAGAAUUUCAAUAUUGACACAAAGUCUCCUUCUUCACCUCCAAAACCAUUGCUGAUAUAUACACCAACUGUGCCUGGUGCUUACACAGUAAUAGUUUUCUACCAUGGUUUCUGAAUUCCACCAAGCUACUACUGUGACCUCCUAUCCCACAUAGUUUCACAUGGAUUCAUAGUUGUUGCUCCUCAGCUGUUCUGCAGUUUGCCUUUGCUUGAAUGCGAUGAAAUAAAGGUUGCAGGAAAAGUGGUGGAUUGGCUGGUGAAGGGGCUUCAACCUUUGCUUCCUGAGAACGUUGAAGCGAAAUUGGAGAAAGUGGUUCUAUCAGGUCACAGUAAGGGUGGACAAACUGCAUUUUCUGUGGCACUAGGAUAUGUUAAAACGAUGCUGAAGUUUUCUGCACUGAUAGGCAUAGACCCUGUGGGAGGAUUAUCUCAGUGUAAGGCUAGCAAAACAUCUCCUAAAAUUCUGACAGGGGUGCCACGCUCAUUGAAUUUGAAGGUUCCCGUUGCUGUAAUAGGCACUGGACUGGGAACAGAAAAGGCUAAUGUUCUUUUUCCACCAUGUGCUCCUGAAGGGGAGAACCACGUGGACUAUUUCAACGAGUGCAAACCCCCUUGUGCAAAUUUUGUUGCAGCAGAUUAUGGACACAUGGACAUGUUGGACGAUGAAACACCUGGGAUAAUUGGGACCGUGCUGUCAAAGUGUUUGUGCAAGAAUGGGAAGGGUCCUAAGAAGUGUAUGAGAAAGACUGUGGGAGGAUUGGUUGUGGCCUUCUUGAGGGCACAGUUGGAUCAACACUUCCAGGAUUUUGAGGCU
Messenger RNA from Vigna umbellata (rice bean), 895 nucleotides. Its product is annotated as chlorophyllase-1-like. Lineage: Eukaryota; Viridiplantae; Streptophyta; Magnoliopsida; Fabales; Fabaceae. Gene Ontology annotation, biological process: chlorophyll catabolic process. The record is from RefSeq and is a predicted model, not a curated record. Gene Ontology annotation, molecular function: chlorophyllase activity.